CCUACACUCUUCCAGAGCUUCUUCACUGUGUUGCUGGCCUUUGAAAGUUGACGCUUUCUUUUGUUCUCCGCAUCCCUAUCGAUACCCACCAUGGGUCAGAAACGGGUUCUGCUUCUCUGCGGUGAUUACAUGGAAGACUAUGAAGCGAUGGUUCCAUUUCAAGCAUUGCAAGCCUAUGGCGUAGCCGUCGAUGCCGUUUGUCCUGGAAAGAAAGCCGGUGAUGUCUGCCGCACCGCUGUUCAUCAGAUAUCUGUUUAUCAGACUUAUACUGAGGUUCGUGGUCACAAUUUUCAACUCAACGCGACGUUUGAUGAAGUCGAAGCCAAAAGCUAUGAUGGCUUAAUGCUACCGGGUGGAAGGGCGCCGGAGUAUCUUGCUCACGAUCCGAAUGUUGUGAAGUUAGUGACCGAAUUUAUGAAGUCUGGGAAGUUAAUCACUUCCAUUUGUCACGGCCAGUUGAUUCUGGCGGGUGCAGACGCAGUUAAAGGUCGCAAGUGCACGGCAUUUCCUGCAGUUAGAUCGGCUCUGGUUGCUGCUGGUGCUCACUGGGUUGAACCUGAGAGCUUGUCGUCGACUCUGGUUGAUGGUAAUCUCAUCACUGCAGCUACAUAUUAUGGGCAUGCGGAGUUUAUUCGCCAUAUUGUGAAGGCGUUAGGAGGCAACAUAAGUGGCUCCAAUAAAAGGAUUUUGUUUCUUUGUGGGGAUUUCAUGGAAGAUUAUGAGGUAGCCGUACCUUUUCAAUCUCUUCAGGCUCUAGGAUGCGUGGUUGAUGCAGUUUGCCCCAAGAAAAAGGCUGGUGAUACUUGCCCGACUGCCAUUCAUGACUUUGAAGGCGAUCAAACUUACAGUGAGAAGCCAGGACAUGACUUUGCCUUAAAUGCAACCUAUGAUGAUGUGGAUGCCUCGAGCUAUGAUGCUCUUGUCAUACCUGGAGGCCGAUCCCCCGAGUAUUUGGCAUUGAAUGAGUCAGUUAUUGCCUUGGUGAAGCAUUUCAUGGAAAAGAAGAAGCCAGUGGCAUCUAUUUGCCAUGGGCAACAGAUUUUAGCUGCUGCUGAUGUUCUGAAGGGAAGAAAAUGUACGGCAUAUCCGGCUGUGAAGCUUAAUGUGGUUCUAUCAGGAGCGACUUGGUUGGAACCUGAUCCAAUACACCGCUGCUUCACUGAUGGAAGUUUAGUAACUGGAGCUGCAUGGCCAGGGCAUCCUGAGUUCAUUUCUCAGCUGAUGGUUCUCCUUGGUAUUCUUGUAUCUUUCUAGUUGUAUUUUUGUACCAUGAGUGUAUACUUGGUACUGACUAUCUUUCUACUUGUUACUAUCUAUGCAUGCGUGUUCAGAUGUCCACAAAAGUCUUGUGAAGUGUGCGCUAUGUGAGUCUAAUGUUAUGUGGCUUUGAGAACAAUUGAGUUGUAUAUAAUGGAAUAAAGUCGCCAUCUUUCUUUCUGUACAAUCCGUUGCCUUGGCUAGAAGUAAUAUUUUUAGAUGGCUAUUUGGAUGGUUUGCUGAACAACAUUUUCCCAUCUUAGCAUAAAAUAAAUGUCUCUAGGUUGAA
Messenger RNA from Neltuma alba, 1546 nucleotides. RefSeq names its product protein DJ-1 homolog D. The transcript is spliced from 5 exons. The record is from RefSeq and is a predicted model, not a curated record. NCBI's taxonomy places the organism in Eukaryota, Viridiplantae, Streptophyta, Magnoliopsida, Fabales, Fabaceae. The coding region runs from base 91 to 1254 and encodes 387 amino acids.